This is a messenger RNA of Helianthus annuus (common sunflower), 1328 nucleotides long. RefSeq names its product elongation factor 1-delta 1. The transcript is spliced from 5 exons. Lineage: Eukaryota; Viridiplantae; Streptophyta; Magnoliopsida; Asterales; Asteraceae. The coding region runs from base 500 to 904 and encodes 134 amino acids. The record is from RefSeq and is a predicted model, not a curated record.
UACUUUUUAGAAGUUGUGCCCUUCCUUUUGCUGAUGCAUGUUCCAGACUUUCACUUUUCCCAAAUUUAGAUCUAGGGUUAAUGAGAGAGACGAUUCUGGAGAGAAAGAUUCGCCGGCCACCGGAUACACAACCCGUCGACUAUCUGGAUAUAUUGAUAGAAGUGGGUGUGAGUCCAAAGAAUGCAAUAUUGUGAAAAUCAUCAGGAGGAUCAAACCAAAGGCUAUAUUUCCACUUCAUUCAAACUCUAAUUUUACCAUCCUUCUAGAGCUUUAAGAAGAAGAAUCAAAGAAGAACGCAACUUUCCACUGAUCUCCACUUCAUUUAAACCCUAAUUUCAACGAAGGUCCACCGUAGCAAGUCAUAGGCUCGUAAUCUUCCUGUACCAAAACCCUAAUUUACAGAUUCAUAUGCAAUUUCAUCAUCGUUACUGGUGCUAUUGCUAAUUGUUCCGGGGUUUCGUUAUUUGUUCAUGUGUGUCAGGGAGAUUUGGUUACAAAGAUGAAUAAUAAUGUUUUUCUUUCCAACGUGGCUUCUGUGGUUAAACGAGUGAGGAAGAUGACCGACAGAGUUUCACUCUCAGCUGAAGGAAGUGGUGUUACUGUAGAGGGAUCUGCUUCUUUCACAGAAGAGGCUGAUACAACUCCUGUUGCUGACACAAAGGUUGCUAUUGAUGAAGAUGAUGACUGUGGUGUGGAUCUUUUUGGUGAAGAGACCGAAGAGGAGAAGAAGGCUGCUGAAGGUCAUGCAGUUGCAGUUAAGGCAUCUGGAAAGAAGAAAGAAUGGCUCUGGAGGUACAACUUUGUUUCAACUACAAAUUCUCUUGCAAAAUGUUUGACAAAGCCUAGCAUUUACAUUCCUAUCAAGAUACAAAAGUUGUGUGAGAUCAAGUCUUUUUUCAAAUAAAUACGAGUAUGAGUGAGAAUUGGAACAGUCUAGGUCUGGUGCUUACAAAAGCUUUGAAACAAAAUUGUUUUUGAGAAUGGGUCAGGUACCUUGGCUGCUGCUAUUGAAGGAACAUAGGCGAUGUCUUAGUUGCAGGUUAGAAACCGUUACCGGGUACUGGCGCUAACAUGGGAGCAAUGACAAAAGUUUGAUAUGGGUCAAGUUGGGUAGUGCAGCUUGCUGGGUAUUGCUGUUGUAUGCCUGUAUGAUUUAGUUUAUUAUGUUUGUUUUCCUUUUUGUUUCCCUUGGUGUACUGGGGUGAGCCUCUGGCUUGUGGUUUUUUUAUGUGUUAAUAAUAAAAAUGGUGUUUUGUUUGCCAAACACGGCGGGUAAUAUAUGUGGCCCCGGCCGCAACGCGGCGGAUGCUAUUUCUAGUUUACUCCAA